UCGCAGUACGGGCACUUCAGUCUUGAACUCAAUCGAGGAAUAGUCGGUGUCGGCUUGAGCGAGCUAAAUUUUUGUGUAAAUCAGUUUACAUAGAAAAAAAUAAGUACACAUUACCGCCGGGGCCAGAAUAUAACGAUCGUUUUCUUGUGUAUCAGUUGGUGAACGUGUUAUUUGAAAAGAGCUAUCAAAAUGUCAGACAGAAAGGCUGUGAUAAAAAAUGCUGAUAUGUCUGAGGAGAUGCAGCAGGAUGCUGUUGACUGUGCAACUCAAGCCCUUGAAAAGUACAAUAUAGAAAAGGACAUUGCAGCCUUCAUUAAGAAAGAAUUUGAUAAAAAAUACAAUCCAACGUGGCAUUGCAUCGUAGGCCGUAACUUUGGAAGCUAUGUAACACAUGAAACAAGACAUUUUAUCUAUUUUUACUUGGGUCAAGUAGCGAUCCUUCUCUUCAAAAGUGGAUAAAUUGGAGUCUAUUCUAUAAUCACAAACCUUUCUUCCUCCCUUCACACACGCUACAUGGAAAUACCUUAAAUCACGUCACCGUCUGUAAGAAAAAUUACAAUAUUGUGUAUAAUGGAAAUUUGAUUUCAAGCAAAAAAAAACACGCACUCCCAGUUAAACAAAGAAGUAUAGAAGUAUAUAAUGAUCAUUGGUACUAUUGACUUUGCUGUUUUACUUAUCUCAGGAGAUAAGACAAUGAAAAAUUCUGUAGAAGCUACGGAGAGAAAAAAAAAGGGUAGGGAGAUGAUUAACUGAAUGAGAAGAAAUGAAAAAAAAGUGAAAGAAAAUCAAUUGACAUACAAUCUUACAUGUUAAAAUGUAUCAUGUAUGCCAGAAAAUUUGUUGUGUUCUUGUUUUAUAUUAGGUAUAUAGAAUGCGAGGUUGAGUUCAAUACUGGCGAUUUUAAAUUAAUAAAUUUUUAGUGUUUAAUACACUAAAUGCACCUAAGUAUAAUGUAACAUUCAUACAAAUUCAUGUAUGGUUUUUAUUAUCUUACUAUGCUUGAGGAGAACCUGUAUUCAGUAGUCAUCAAUAAUGAAUCUAAGCCAAACCUUGAUUGAUUACUGCGAUCAUUAUUAUUUUAUGUAAUGUUGUAAAUUGUCCCUUUAUUCUGUGAUGCUGUGCAAAACAGAAGUGAUUAACGAAAUCAUCUUUGAUUCGUUUGAAUUUUGUGACACUUCUGUAAAAAAAAAAAUCUGGAAGUGAGGCUGACGAGAGAGAAAGCUUAGUUAUGGACCCGCCAUCGCGUUGAUAAUAAAUUUAAACGUAACGAUUAUUUAAAUUUACACAGUGCUAAGUAAGAUGUUGCAUAAUAUUCAAAUCGAGUCAUUGUCAUAAUUCUAGUUUUUUUUAUAUUGUGCACACGGAAUUUUGCAAAAUGUAUUAUUCUUAAGGCAAUAUACGUUUAGGGAAUUAUUUUCUUUUUCUCUUUCUUUCUUUCUUUCUUUCUUUUUCUUUCUUUCUUUCUUUCUUUCUUUUUCUUUCUUUCUUUUUCUUUCUUUCUUUUUCUUUUUCUUUCUUUCUUUUUCUUUCUUUCUUUCUUUCUUUCCUUCCUUCUUUCCUUCUUUCUAUAUUAUCUUCAUUUUCUUUCCAAAAGAAAAAAAAGAGGAACAGAUAUAUUCAGCUCAUUAAAUUCUAUCCUUUAUGUAACACCCAAUACCCAAUAUUACGGUACUUAUAUAUAUGAUAAAAUAUAGAUUAUACAUAUAUAUUAUACUAUUUAUAUAUAGUGCAAUCUUAAAACGAUUUUUCAUGCAGUAUUUGAUUAUCACAACGUUGCUACAUUGUUCAAAUUUUAGACUGAUUAUUAAACAUCGUCACAAGUAUAUGACUUGCAUGGUUCUUUUUUUACAAUAAUACGCAUUUUUUAUAAUAAUACGCAAUAUUAUUAUAAAAGUUUAACAGAGAAUGUUGCCCUUUAAAACGACAAAUUACAUCUAAAGAAGAGAGAGAGAGAAAGAUAGCAGAAGCGGGACAGAAUUAAUUACACGCUUUUUGAUUAUAAUCCAAUCUAAAUGUUCAGGUGAACGUAUUUCUUUUGGUCUCAUCUUCGAUAUAUCUUCUUUUUUUUUACAUGUUAACGCACAUAAAAGGCGAAUGAAGAAUAGUGGCAUCUGUAAAGAAUACAUUGAGAGAAACUGAUACACUUAUUUAGUGUUUGAAGUUUGUUAAAUAGGAGAAUUUGAAAAAGUGUAGUAUUGCAAAAAAAACAAAGCUGUGCUCAGAUCAAUUCACACAUUGCUGAUGAACCAUCAAUUCCCAUAAGAUUUCAAAUAUAUAUAUAUUCACUGUGUUAUUAAA
This is a messenger RNA of Bombus pascuorum, 2298 nucleotides long. Its product is annotated as dynein light chain 2, cytoplasmic. Gene Ontology annotation, biological process: cilium assembly; microtubule-based process. Gene Ontology annotation, cellular component: cytoplasmic dynein complex. The coding region runs from base 190 to 459 and encodes 89 amino acids. NCBI's taxonomy places the organism in Eukaryota, Metazoa, Arthropoda, Insecta, Hymenoptera, Apidae. Gene Ontology annotation, molecular function: dynein intermediate chain binding; dynein light intermediate chain binding. The record is from RefSeq and is a predicted model, not a curated record. The transcript has 3 exons.